UUGACAACAAACCAAAACGAAGAUAUGUUGAGGCAAAAAAGAAGGCGCAGUUGGAAAAUGAAGUGAUUAGUACGAAGUAGCAGCGCAGGCACAUUUGGAAAAUUAUGCCGAUAAGCAAGAUAAAAUUUGGGAAAAGGCGUUAUUAAAUAAAGACAUAACUGCGUCGGGCAUUGGUCCUGACGUAUAUAGAAUUAAUGCAUUAGAGGGAGAUUAUUAUACAAGCUCAACGUGGUAAUUUAGGUAUACUUACAUACAUAUGUAUGUAUUUACCUGUUACUCGCCUUGCAUAUACUUCAACUGCGAAAAUAAUGACAUAAGUUAUUUAGAUGCAUAUUUUAGCUAAAUGUUAUAUCGUCGCCUAGAUAAAAAAUCGUUGCAUGUAACCUUCGGCAGGUUUCGUGAAAUCCCAAUUGAAGUUUGGAAUGCAAUUUCUCAGAAACUCGACUACAUAUUUUCUCCAAAGUGACGGAGAAUGCUAUGUUAAGUCUUGUUGCACAAGUCUUAAGAUUAGUUACGCACACUCAUAGGGCACACAUUUAGGAUGCGCAUGUCCUCAGCAUGUGGUAACGAUUGUAAGGCCGAUAAGUAGAACAAUAGAAAGUAGCAAUUGUGCGCACGUGCAACGGCAUUGUACACAUACAUACAUAGUGCACAUGCGCACAACAUGACCUAAGGGUUGUUUAGUUGGCAAUUAUAGACAUUACAAUUCAGUGCCAGGGUGUAUGGGAAUAGUCACGUAUGCAUUUCUUAAAUGUUAUGAAAUGCGAUUGGCUUAAAAUGCAAGUGAAACCGUAUACUAUUUUUAUUACUUCCUGGCACUGUCGGUUUAAGUGUUUUUCUAGAUAAGUUAUACAUACCUACUACAUGUGUAGUGCAACACACAUGUUUUAGAUAUACUAUGGUUAGGGUAAGAAUUGUGUAUGUGUAGGUUAAGAGUUUUUGUUAUAAAUAAAGGCUCUGGGACACCAGAGCGUCAGUUAUCUACCAAACCCCCGCGUAAACAGUUGGUGACCCUAAGUGAGUUUUUUUGAAAAGUGAAAUUUUUUUUGUUUCAAAUUAAAAUUGGCAGUAUAAGAGUAGUGGUAAGUAUUAAUAUAUUCAUACAUAUAUACUCUUAGUCUUUUAUCUACAUAGUUUUUUGUGUGUAUUAAAUCCUUAAUAAAAAAAAUUUUAAAGCAAUGGAUUCUGCGCUUAACGAAAAUCAAACCAUUGCAAGCAGAAUCUCUGCUCUGUAUGAGGAAAUAAAAAAUUUUAGGGGGCAAAAUAUUGAAGAGGGACAGAUCCAACGUUGGAGGGGUGUAGUAACCGAUCUGUCUAGGCAAUUUGAGGAGAACGAGUGUAUCCUCAAAGAGGCCUCUUCAACCCUAAAGAGAAACCCUUAUUUUAAAGAUAACCAUGCAGAGCAAAUUAGGGGAUUUUUCAAUAAUACCUCAACUCUAAUUUUGACCAUGGAAAUGGAAGCUAAAGCACUAAAAGAUAGUUUGCAAGCAGCGGGAGUGAUAGCCUCACGACCAGCACCUCAGCCACCUACAUCUAGUCACACCUUAGGUUCAAUCGCUACAGCUCCCAUGAUUUCAAAAUCAGAACGGCAAUUAAAGUUCGUUUUAGAAGAUCUUAGCAAGACUAUUGACAAAUUUUUGGGAAAUAAGAUUCCAAAAGUCUUCCUUCUGGAAAGUGCCAAAGAAGCUAAAAUGAUGUAUCGCAAUUAUUUAGGAGAAUGUGACGAGAAUUGUUUAGAAGAUUUAUUUCUCAACGUAAGUUUUAAACUCGAUGAGGCUUUGGACUUCGCUCCUGAAGAUAAAAAAACGCAGAAUGAAAAUCUGCCCUACACACUGCCAAAAAUAGAUAUUCCGGUAUUCUCUGGAGACUAUAUUCAGUGGAACACGUUUAGAGAAUUGUUUUCCCAAUUAAUAGGUUCAGCCAGUAUCUCGGAUACACAGAAAAUGAUUUGCUUGAAAUCAAAGCUAAGAGGGGAAGCGGCAAUGACGAUCGCGAACCUACCAGCAAAUGCAGAAAACUAUCCAAUUGCUUGGAACCUCUUGGAUAAUAAAUAUACCAACUUGAGAGCGCAAACUGCCAUUCAUUUUUCGAACAUAAUGGGGGCACCCUAUACGACUGAAAAUCUAGAAAGUGUAAAACGAUUGAAAGAAGUGAUUGAGGAAAAUUUGCAAGCUCUAAAAGCAACAAAAUUGAGUUCUGAAAGUAUACUGCAAGGCCUUUUAAGUUUCAUUUUAGUACGAAAAAUGAGUAAUGAUUUAAGAUUGAAGUAUGAAACUUCACUUCAGAACUCACGAGAAAUACCCAUUGUUGACUCAUUGGUGAAAUUUUUAAAUCAUGAGUUUUAUGCACUGCAAGCAGUACAAAAAUCAUCAAAAAAGGAUGGGUCAUCCAAAUGGGAUGACCAUAUUAAAGAAUUGGCAAACAAAAAGGAAAUCGAAUGCAUCAUGGGAUGUAAUAAUCGACAUUUCCUUUUUCAAUGCACAAAAUUUAAAGACCUUACCAUUAAAGAAAAAUGGGAAAAGGUUAGAAAAAAUAACUUAUGCUCGAAAUGUUUAAAAAAUGGACAUUCGAGUAAAAAUUGCAAUGGGUAUAAUUGUCGUAUAUGUAAUGAAGGUCAUAGCACAUUCUUACACAAAGUUAGUAAUGAAAAAGGUGCAGUGACAAAAAGUACCAUUAAGCAAGGAUGCGAAAAUUCAGAAAAAUGCAUUUUGUUAGCUACAGCGGUUGUUUAUAUCCAAGAUGCCAAAGGCAAAUGGAUCAAAGGCAGAGCGCUUCUUGAUAGCGGCUCUCAAGUAAAUUUGAUGUCAAAAUCGUUCCUAAAGAAAUUAAGACUUAAGGGCGAAGCAAUUAAAUCGGCAGCGAUAGAAGGUGUUGGCAAAACACGUUCAAAAAUUGAAGAACGGGUAAAUAUAAAAAUUAAGUCCAGAAUGCAUAUGAGCAAUUUCGAAACAAAUCUAGACGUACUAAUAGCGCAGGAAUUAAUGUCCAAAUUGCCGGCAGAAAAAGCCAUUAUUAAAAAGAUUCCAAAUAACAUUGAAUUAGCUGAUCCAAAUUUUAAUGUUCCUAAGGAAGUGGACAUAUUAAUAGGUUACGAAUUAACCUAUGGGGAUCUCUUUGAAGGAGAAAAAAUUUCAUUGAAUGAAAAUAAUUUAAUAGCCCACAAAACCAAAUUGGGUUGGGUUAUUACAGGAGCUGCAAUGAUUAAUAGAGCCCCAUACAUUUGCAGUUUGGCCUCUUUUUCCGAGCCCACAAUAGAAAACCAAAUAAAACAGUUUUGGGAAAUUGAGGAAGAUAUGGAAAAAGACAAAAAAUUUUCAAAGGAGGAGGAAGACUGUCAAACUAUUUUUACAAAAACCACAACCAGAAAAGUGGAUGGGAAGUUCGGAGUAAACCUCCCCUUUAAAGGAGACAUUGAACAAUUAGGAAAUUCAGAGAUUACUGCUAAAAGAAGGUUCUUAGCUAUGGAAAAGAAAUUGGAGAAAAACUAUGAAGUAAAGUCACAGUAUCAUGAAUUUAUGAAGGAGUAUAUAAAAUUAAAUCAAAUGGAGGCUCUAGCCACUCCAAACCAACUUCAGUUCAAAUGUUAUUUACCUCAUCAUUAUGUACUGAAGCCAGAUAGCACUUCUACAAAAUUGAGAGUAGUUUUUGAUGCAUCUGCAAAAACUACUACAAAUAUAUCAUUAAAUAAUUUAUUACAUACGGGGCCAAGGCUACAAGAUGAUUUAUUUGAUAUUCUGAUGCGUUUCAGAAAACACAAAUUUGUAAUAUCAGCAGACAUUGAGAAAAUGUUCAGACAAAUUUGGGUAAACGAAGAACAUCAAAAUUUCCAACUAAUUUACUGGAGGUGGAAGCCAUCGGAGGCCCUAAAGACAUACAGAUUAAAAACUGUUACUUAUGGCACUGCGAGUGCACCUUACUUAGCAGUAAAAUGUCUACAAACAGCAGCAGAAGAUAAUAAAGAUAAAUUUCCAACAGCUUCACAAUGCAUUCAGUCAGACUUUUAUAUGGACGAUUUGAUGACAGGUUGUGAUAAUCUAACUGAGCUAAAAAAUAUGCAGCAACAAAUAAUUCAUAUAUUAAAUUCAUAUGGAUUCAAAUUGAGAAAAUGGUGUGCUAAUCAUCCUAGUUUGUUGAACGAAAUUCCUAGCGAAGAUCGAGAAAUUAAAUUAGAUAUAACAUCUAAUAAAGCUGAGAAUAUAAAAGCCCUAGGAAUCGCUUGGAAUCCAGCUAAAGAUGACAUCUCAAUAAAAUCUUAUUUAGAAACUGACUACAAAAUUACAAAGCGCCAAAUACUUUCUGAUAUUGCGAAACUAUUUGAUCCUUUAGGUCUUUUGAGUCCAGUUGUAGUGGUGGCAAAAUUGAUACUACAACAAAUAUGGAAAGAAAAAAUCGACUGGGAUCAAGCCGUUACAGGAGAAACCAUGCGAUCCUGGGUACAUUUAAGAAAUCAAAUGAAAUUAUUGAAUGAAAUAAAUCUUCCCAGAUACGCAUUAUUACCUGAUGCAAAAGAAAUAGAAUUACACGGAUACUCAGAUGCAUCCAUGAGAGCCUAUGGCGCUGUGGUAUAUGUAAAAUCAGUAGACAAAUCGGGAAAUAUUAAAAUAAAUCUAUUAGCUUCCAAAUCGAAAGUCGCCCCAUUAAAAAUUCAGACGUUACCUCGAUUAGAACUAUGUGCUGCGGUACUGUUAGUAAAAUUAAUGGAAAAAGUAUCAAAAGCACUUAAUCUAAAAGACAAGCAUAUUUAUUAUACGGAUUCAACAAUCGUCCUUAGUUGGCUACAAUUAGAUCCUGCAAAAUUGCAAAUAUUUGUGUCGAAUAGGGUAAACUUUAUUCAGGUGCAAACCAAAGGGCGGCAAUGGAGACAUAUUGACACAAAAUCAAACCCAGCUGAUUUAAUAACAAGAGGGUUAUAUCCAGAAGAAAUAAUUAAUAAUAGUCUGUGGUUUAAUGGACCAAUGCACUUAGCUAACAUGGAGUCAUACAGAAAAAAAAUUGUCACAAAGCCUUUAACAUCGCUUCCAGAUAUAAAGAAAACUGCUAUAACAGCAGGUGUUUUGGUAAGGAAUUGCUCUUUAAUUGAUUCAAUUGACCACAAAAAUAAUUUUGAAUUCUUAUUAAAUGUGGUUGCUUUGCUUAUCAAAUUUAAAGAUAUUACAUUAAAGCGUCCUAAGAAAGAACUCGAAAUUCAGAAUCACUUAUAUUAUCGAAAAGAAGCUUUGAAUUUUAUUUUGAAAUAUAUACAAACUAAAUAUUUUAACAAAGAACUAAGUCUCCUUUCAGGUAACAAAAAUUUAGAAAAGAGCUCGAAGCUGAUAACUCUAUCACCAUUUUUGGACAAAAAUGGCAUCAUUAGAGUUGGAGGACGUCUACAAGAAGGCAAUAUUCCAGAAGAAGCAAAACAUCCUGCAGUACUUCCAUAUGAAGACACUUUAGUUAAAAUUUUGGUGGAGGGAAUCCAUCAAAAACAUUUACAUAUAGGACCGCAAGGCCUUCUCGCAAUAGUUAGGCAGAAGUUUUGGCCUUUAAGGGGCAGGCAACUCACAAAAAGAAUUGUUAACAAUUGCUAUAGAUGCUUCAGGGCAAAUCCUCGUCCCCUUUUUCAAAUCAUGGGUAAUUUACCAGCAGAUAGAGUAAGAUGCACCAGGCCCUUCUUGAAUACUGGGGUUGAUUUCUUGGGUCCUAUACAAAUUCACCACAAAAUAAGAGGCAAACGAGUAGAUAAAGCCUAUGUGUGUGUAUUUGUGUGUUUCAGCACAAAGGCAGUUCACCUAGAAGUGGUAUCAGGUCUAAGCUCAGCAGCUUUUAUAGGAGCCUUAAAAAGAUUUGUGGGAAGACGUGGUUGUCCUGCAAAAAUAUACUCCGACAACGGAACAAAUUUCAUUGGGGCAGCAAAUAGUUUACAUGAAAUUUAUAUAUUAUUUCAAAAGGAGCAACUCGGAAAAGAAGUCUCCUCGUUCUGUGCUGUACACAGCAUUAAUUGGGUGAAUAUACCAGCUCGAUCUCCACACGUAGGAGGGUUAUGGGAAGCUGCUGUUAAAUCGGUUAAGAAGCAUUUUCACAGAGUAGUUGAAGGCACAUUGACCUUUGAAGAGAUGUGCACACUCAUGACCCAGAUAGAAGCAGUAUUGAAUUCACGACCUCUAACACCAUUAUCGGAGGAUCCGAAUGACUUCCAGGUUUUAACUCCAAGUCAUUUUCUUAUAGGGGAGACUUUAACCACACUUGCAGACAGUAGUGAAAACCAUUGUUAUCACGGGGUGCGGGACCACUGGAAAGCAGUGGAAAGAAAUUCAAAGGAAUUUUGGAAGCGCUGGUCACUGGAGUACCUAAGCGAACUUCAGAAAAGAGUCAAGUGGCAAAGGCCACAAGAUAACUUACCCCAAGGGAGUUUAGUUCUCCUUAAGGAAGAAAAUCUUCCAACAAUGACUUGGAGAAGGGGCAGGGUUGAGAACCUCAUCAUCGGAAAAGAUGGAAAAUGCAGGAUGGUAGACGUAAGGACCAGCACUGGAAUGACAAAAAGAUCAAUAACCAAUGUUUGUCCUUUUCCUACGGAAACGGAAAGAAAUAUAAGUAAAAAUGAGGAAUCCCAUAAGAAUAGGAAUGUAAGGCAUAAAAAUAAAAAUGUUCUAAUGACGAUGUUAACCUUUUUAUUAGUACUACCACUCUACAAUUGUCAAGUAAUUAUAGAAAAAUUUAGGGACAAGUCAGGGAUAUUAAUAGAGAGGCAAGACAGUUUGGGUUUGACGAAGACAUCAUGGGAAAUAAUCAUCCACGUGAACAUGACGGAUUAUCAGCACCAAAUACAGCUUCUAAUGGGAACACCCUCGGCUCUACAAAAACUCGCCAAGCUACUGGACAAGGGAGACUCAGAAUCUCAAAAGGUAGUUGAGACCUUAGUUAAUCAGGUCAUUCAUCGCAUUAAAGAAGUCAACCAAAAGGAUGCACUGAUGAGAUUUAAUGGAAGAAAUAGAGCAUCUAGGUCUAUACUGCCAUUCGUUGGAAGCGUGUAUCAUUCAGUGUUUGGUCUAAUGGAUGAAGAACACGCAGAUGAAUUGGUGGCGACAAUAAAAAGGACCCAUAAAAAUGAAGAAUACUUGCUUAAGCUAUACCAGAAUCAAUCCUCCAUUGAAGACAUAACGCAAGAGGUUUUGAAGAAACAAAAUGAAGUUGUUCGAAAUAAUUUUAACCAAAUAUCGGACUCCAUACAAAUAAUAAAGAAAGCGGCUGAAAAUGAAUUAGCAAUGGAAGGCUUUCAAAACUAUAUAGCAAGCAUUAACAUUGCAAUAGAGUCAAUAGAGCAACUGCAAGGAGAUAUUACGGAUUUGAUUUGGAACUCAAAGGGAAAUUUCAUGAAAAGGAUUUUACCUAUCGACAGAUUCCAAACCCAAAUAGCAACAAUUACGGCAAAUUUAAAUGAUGACUUACAAUUGCCAGAUACCGACCCGUUUGAGCUAUCAAAAAUAUCACGGGUCACAGCCACUAUAAACCAAGGCUUCUGUUUAGUGCGAAUUCAAAUACCACUUAUACAAAGCCAACAGCUACAGUUAUUUGCAUUGACCAGUUAUCCGAUUCUGCACGACGGCUACUUCGUGAGCUUUAAACUCGCAUAUGAAUAUCUGGUAGUAAAUAAGGAGAAAUCAAUGUAUAGUAGCCUGACAGAAACUAAAUAUUCGUAUUGCCAGAAAAUGAGAAGAAUCACGCUGUGUCCCCAAAUUGGACCACUCUACAAUGUAAGAAAGGACCAGUCGUGCGAACUAGAGCUAUUCUUUAAUUCGAAGCAAUUACCAUUAUCAUGUGUGGUGAAUAUAAUGCCUCUGCAAGAAGUUUGGUUGCAGCUUAAAUCCUCAAAUAGCUGGCUGUACUCCGUCCCUGAAGACACAAAGGCAGAAGUCAGUUGCGGCAGCUCUUAUACGGCACAUAUUUUAGUUGAGCAAGGCAUUGUAAAACUGCAACCUGGCUGCCACUUAACAACCGCGAUAGUAAGCGUUUGGGCACACAAGGCACCAACCACUGUUAUUCAGUACAAUAUGCCCCCAAUUAAUAUGAGCAGGAGUUUACCGCUCAUGAAGCACAUUACUAUAAAAGGGACUAUGUUGACAUACUCGAUUCCGGACAUUCCGCGGCCACCAGCCAUUGUUGAUUUCUCAGAAGACAUCGAUUUCCACCACCUGAUGCACUACAGCUCGAAUAUAUCAACUUGGAUCAUUAUCGCAGGAGUCAUCAUGGGAAUGAUCGUCAUCUUUCGGAAGCUAUGUGGUCUCUCAACACGAUAUCUUCCCGCUGCUCUGGCCCUUAGAUAAUAUAAUAGUCGAUAAGAAUAAAUAAGUACAUAAAUAUAAGUACAGUAGGUUGAAUAUUGAGUGGAUUCCUCACAACUCCUAUUUGAAUAAGAAAUAGUUCACCUUUUUUGAAAGUAAAUACUUUCAACGUGGGCAAUAUGUUAAGUCUUGUUGCACAAGUCUUAAGAUUAGUUACGCACACUCAUAGGGCACACAUUUAGGAUGCGCAUGUCCUCAGCAUGUGGUAACGAUUGUAAGGCCGAUAAGUAGAACAAUAGAAAGUAGCAAUUGUGCGCACGUGCAACGGCAUUGUACACAUACAUACAUAGUGCACAUGCGCACAACAUGACCUAAGGGUUGUUUAGUUGGCAAUUAUAGACAUUACAAUUCAGUGCCAGGGUGUAUGGGAAUAGUCACGUAUGCAUUUCUUAAAUGUUAUGAAAUGCGAUUGGCUUAAAAUGCAAGUGAAACCGUAUACUAUUUUUAUUACUUCCUGGCACUGUCGGUUUAAGUGUUUUUCUAGAUAAGUUAUACAUACCUACUACAUGUGUAGUGCAACACACAUGUUUUAGAUAUACUAUGGUUAGGGUAAGAAUUGUGUAUGUGUAGGUUAAGAGUUUUUGUUAUAAAUAAAGGCUCUGGGACACCAGAGCGUCAGUUAUCUACCAAACCCCCGCGUAAACAUGCUAUGUACUAGUUCACGAAAUUCUUAAAUUAUCUUAUUCUUUAGUUUACUGUCAACCAUUUAUGGGUUUAAUAAAAUGUUCUCGUAUACGCCAAAUGUGAUAACAUUUUUUAUAAAUUAACCAUACUUUACACUAAUCAGCCUAAUCGUGGGUCUCGCAAAAAAAAAAUCGCCAGAAAUGUUUUCACCCACCCGUAGUGAAUACACGGAAAAGGAAAGUGAAAAGGUGGCCCGGUUCGAGAAAAUGAAACUCAUGAUAAGGCU
Messenger RNA from Rhagoletis zephyria (snowberry fruit fly), 9228 nucleotides. RefSeq lists its product as uncharacterized. The record is from RefSeq and is a predicted model, not a curated record. NCBI's taxonomy places the organism in Eukaryota, Metazoa, Arthropoda, Insecta, Diptera, Tephritidae. Gene Ontology annotation, molecular function: nucleic acid binding. Gene Ontology annotation, biological process: DNA integration.